AUGAUUGAUACGUUGGAGCAGACCAACCGUGAGGAGAUGGGCAAGAAGGCUGGGGAGCUGGGCGAAUGGGGAACUCUGAUCCUGUUUUGUUUGCGAGCUCAUUUUUCAGACGAGGGACAUGGCAAGAUCGUGAAGCAUGGCGCCUAUUCAGCGCGAACCCAAACCUGGGAGCAGCCCGAGGAACUGAAGCAUACCGAAGCGACCCUGAGCGACCGGCAGGAUGAGGCGAAGAGCAAGAAGGCUGCUCUGGACCUCACUGCCUCGCAGGUGGCCCAGCUGCGGCAAGAGCUGGCGGAGCUGGCGCAGCAGCUUGCGGAGAUCGCGGCCAAUGACCAGGAACUCACCACGCUGCGUGAGGAGGAGCACCAGCAGCACUUGAAGGCUUACACCGACUUGGAAGCCGGCAUUGCGGGCGUGCAGGCAGCCAUCAAGGCCCUGAGGGACUACUACUCGCAGGACCGCCAGCCCGUCCAGGUGGACAUGGCCGCCUCCAUGGCCAUGGCGGCGGACGGCCGUGCGCCCCGCUUCGAGGCGCCGGAGGUGUCCAAUGCCGGGGCCGGCAUCAUCAGCCUGCUAGAGGUUGUGGAGUCCAACUUUGCCCGCAACAUGGCGGAGCUGCAGUCGCAGGACAGGAAUGCCAAAGAGAACUACCAGAGGCUCAUGCAGGAGAGCAAGGUGCUGAAAGCUCAAAAAGACGCGGACGUGAAGCACAAGACCACCGAGGCCACGAACCUGGAGCGUAGCGCCAGCGAGCUGAAGUCGGACACUCUCUCUGCCAAGCAGCAGCUCGAGGCAGUCACAGAGUACCUGGCCAAGCUCAAGGAUGAAUGCUCGGCAAAGGUGGAGACCAGGGAGGAGCGCAUUGCACGCCGCAAGAAAGAGAUGGAAGGCUUGCAAGAGGCGCUGUCCAUCCUGGAGUCUAGCGUGAGCGUGUGA
Molecule: messenger RNA, 936 nt
Organism: Effrenium voratum
Lineage: Eukaryota; Dinophyceae; Suessiales; Symbiodiniaceae
Source: the annotation of a GenBank genome assembly